Molecule: messenger RNA, 915 nt
Organism: Ornithodoros turicata
Lineage: Eukaryota; Metazoa; Arthropoda; Arachnida; Ixodida; Argasidae
Product: U-actitoxin-Avd3f-like
Exons: 5
Coding region: 159-584 (141 amino acids)
Molecular function (GO): serine-type endopeptidase inhibitor activity
Source: RefSeq, a predicted model, not a curated record
CGCUGAUAGUGGUACAUACGGGCGCCAGGUACGCGUGAGAUAUCCUCCAUUGGAUUCGGGUGACUACCGGGGAAAAGAAAAAGGCUAGUGACAGUACAAUCUACCCUGAGCUAGGUGACGACUCUCGCGGGCAGAGCAUUAAAGAGCUGAAGAAAGCUAUGAAGGUGAUCUACCCUGUCGUGUUUUUCGUCGUUGUCGAGCUCACUUCAGGACUGCUGCUCAGACCGAAGCCCCCUGCCUGUACAGCAUCUCCAGAUCCAGGGCCGUGCAAAGCUCACGUGAGACGCUACUACUUCAACGCCACAUCGGGCCGCUGCGAAGAGUUCAUUUAUGGAGGUUGUUACGGGAACAGCAACAACUACAAGAGGAUAGUCAGUUGCUACAAAAACUGCGCCAAUUUGUCCCACAGAAAGUGCUUAGCACCUUUGGACGUUGGGAACUGUUCUGCGGAGGUCGAGAGGUACUAUUUUGACGUCGUUAGCGGGGAGUGCCAGAAGUUCGUCUACACUGGAUGCGAAGGGAACGAAAACAACUACGCGGACCUGGGCUCUUGCCAGCGGGUUUGCAGUCGACGCACAGCAUGACCCUACAGUGCACUCAAAAGCACCACCGCAGUCUUUAAUUUUGAAAGAACGUUCCCAAGCAGCACAAAGGACCGGGGCGAAGCCGGUCCAGCAUCGGGAAAGAAUCCUACAAAGUCGGGGGCAUGCCACCAGCCGAUACCGGUCCUUCCUCCAGUUUGCAACACCGGGAUGAUUAAGGACCGACAUCGGCAGCAAGUAUUCGGUCCCAGCAGGUCCCCGGCGGAUCCCCGAUAAUGCUGGCAGGGGCUCCCCCCAUGCAUAUUUACCCCCCCAUGCAUAUUUUGGCAUUAAUAUGCUUAUUUUUAAUAAUUACAAUAAUUUUGAGUGUAAA